This is a messenger RNA of Lingula anatina, 4353 nucleotides long. RefSeq names its product codanin-1. Gene Ontology annotation, biological process: chromatin organization. NCBI's taxonomy places the organism in Eukaryota, Metazoa, Brachiopoda, Lingulata, Lingulida, Lingulidae. The record is from RefSeq and is a predicted model, not a curated record. Gene Ontology annotation, cellular component: nucleus.
UCGAAUAUGGCCACUAUCUUGGAACUGGUUUUAGAGGAGAAAGUUUUACCAUUUACUGUUGUGCGUUGGCUAGCAAAAAAGGCUCAUCAGGCUGAAAAUCUAGAUGAGCUAGAGCGUGAGAGGUCCGAAUUUAUUCCAUUCUUCCUGAACUACCUUCGAGAUAAGACAGUGCAUUUGCUACAAAACAAUAAAUCAGCAUGUCCUUCUCCAGCUAAAACACCAACCAGUUUUCAGAACAAACAAAAACCAGCCCCAAAGGUUGGAAACAAGAGCAAGGAAAGGAAUAAUUCUUCUAAGCGGGUACAGUUGUUUUCAGUUGGUCCAACCUCAGAUAGACAGAAGACAUCGCCCAGUGCCUUUGAACUUGCCAACACCUCUCUAGACUCUCCUCAUAUCAACAGAUCCUUUGGAUCAUCAGCUAAGAAGGAAACCUUUGCGAAAGACACUGUCAGUGGUUUAGAGUUCAGAAGAUUAGAUGACUCAAAUGCUUCUUUUGAUAACCCAUCUGUAUUCAAAGGACAAGAGGAACAUAAUAGCCCAGAGGUGUAUGGAAAGCGAAAUAAAAAUUCUCGCUCCACUCCAGUACACAGCACUCCAGAUUCUUAUUCCAGAUCAAAGCAUAAACACUCUUUAGGCGACUUUCUCAUUAGUCCAGAAACAGAAGGUAGAAAGAAGAAAAGUCCCUUUUCUGGAAACAGAAAUAAUAAUAAUGAGAACAGUCCCUCUCCAGUAUCUCAGAGACGUUCAGGAGGUAAAGGGAAAUCUCAUAAACAAAGAUACAGUGAUGUAGAUCGUAACCCACCAAAACUGCCUGGGUUCAGUUUAACUGAUGCUGAGGACUUCCCAACUUUGACCUGUAAUAGUCAGUCACAAAGUAAGCCGAGGAGGAUCACCCCUACUCCUGUGAAUCAGGAUAUCAAAAGAGCCACAAACACACUGUUCACCAGUGCUCCAGCACUUAGUCCAGUCAAAGAGAAAGAAAAGGAAAAGAAUGCUGGACCAAGAAGAGUUCCACUUCUUAAACUGGAUGACUUCAGGGAGUCAUUAAAAGAAGAGAAUGCAAAGAGAAAUGAAGUUGCCAGCAAUGGAACUGAGUGCAAUACAUUUACCACUCCCAGCAAGUCAAGAUCUGGAAUAACCUCUUUCACUCCAAACAAAACACCAAGCAAAUACUCCAUGGAAAGACAGGCAAGCAUAGUGGAGAUAACUGUAGCUGAGCCAUGUAAUGUCACAUUCAGAGAUAAGCUUCAUCUUAUAGCUGAGGUGUAUUCUGGGUGCUUGGAAGAGCACCUGGUCCCUAGCAUCACUGUAGAACUGUACUUCAUUAUGCAACUUCUCACAGCUAGAGGGGUGGAUUUAGAGAUAGCAAAAAGUAUGGGAAACUUGGAUUGGGAUGAGACCAGCUAUUUCCAUUCAGUACAUAAUGCAGUGUACUUUGCUGUGGUGGUUUUGGAAUUACAAAUCAGACUCGUGCAGUAUCUAGAUAAAGGUACCUUAAAACUUCUGUCAGAAAACCAGAGGAUAGAAGAUUUUUCUGUUCAGCUGAAAACCCAGCUCACAAAUAUAUAUGAAGAGUCAUCUGUUGAACCUAUGUCAGUAUUCUAUGCCUCCCCUAUUGGAGGGGUGUCAUUUCAAGUUGACACUGAUAACAGGAAAAACUUUCCGAGUGAUAAAGCUUUUCAUUUAUUCAAGAAACAAAGAGACAUAUUCUAUGAAUUGGUACGUGAAUGGGAAGAAAACCACCUAGAUGUAUCCUGGUCACUGUCACAACUCCAUGGACACCGGAUACGCAGUCUGGUCAGCUGUCCAGUGGACUUGGUCAACCACAUUCACUUUGCUAGGUUAUUUCAAGCACAGCUCAUUGCUAUGUGUAAAGGAGUGGGCACAUUGAAAUCACAGGAUGAGGACACCAAUAUAGCCCUGUUGUCACAACUCAAAAGAAGUAACCCAGAAAAGUUUAAGAAACUCCAGGAGCGUUUUACCACUCCCACCACACACCUCGGUCCUUGCCCCCCACCCUCAUUCCCAGGGUGUCAGGAAUUCUUUAGAGACUUCAUUGUAGCAGCAGAGAGUCAUGUGUUUAACCAGCACUUGAUUGAUGGAAUGGCUGCCAAAAUUAAGGAGGAUUCUCUGGAACUUGUGGAUCACCCUCUGAUGUACACUUGCUGCCCGUAUCUGGGCGAGUUGAGAUCCUUGCUGAUAGACUUUGCUGUAGGUGGCAGCACCAAACAGAACAACAUUAGGAAGAUCACACCGAUAGCAGCAGAGUGUGAGGAUGAGGAUACUGGAAUCAAUGAAAAACAACUUCAACUGCAGCUGGAAGAAAACUUUUUCCACAACCACCCAGCCUCCUUGAAAAGGACAGUGGAGUUUGUUGCUGACAGAGUUGCCUCCAUACACAUCAAGAAAUUUCGAAGCCAGGAACUGCCCAGGUUUAUCAGUAUUGGCAUUGGUGCUGUUGGUGGAAUGCUUUCUGGCACUGGAAGUGGUUCUCCUGAUAACAGACUAAAAACCAGACUAGAGCAGCAAGUCUUGGAGGUAGCGAGAAAUCUGAUGCAGACGGCCAGAAAUGACAUCGUUUCUUCUUUCACCGCAUACUGCCAGCAGAAGACAGAAGCCAUUUUACCAAUGUUGCUUCCUGACGACACUGUGCCUCAAGUAUUAGCAGUGUCCAUGCAGAUAUCAGCAAGGUUGGCUCUGGAGAAGGUGACACAUUGGUCCCAGGCACAUCUCACCACCAACAUGUUGAAUAAAGAAAUGACCUCUGAACUGGACAAACUGGUCAGGUCUAUGGCCAGUGGCUUGGACAGCCCAGUUAGACCUGUGAAGGGUGAAAAGACAGUCCAAGUAGUCCAUGGGAACCCUGCCAUUGUAGUCCAAACCAAGGAUGUAUGUGCUGUGUCAGAAACAAUAAAUAUGUUGAAGGACUUUGUGCGGGACCUAGUUCUUGAGAAAGAUGGUGUAUCCUAUCAGAGGAUGUUGAAAUUGUUGAGACAGACAAAGGACACGUUUUUUGGAACAGCUAACAUAUUCCCAUUGGCAUAUAAGACAGUAGCUCUGCUCUGGUUGGACUUAGCUGUAUCAUGUGCAAUAUUCAAACCCCCCUACAUAACUGAGGAAAGUUUAGGAGACUUGACUGCACUGUGGCAAGGUCCACUGAAGCAGCAUACAUCCUUUUGUCAAGUCAUAUGUGCCAAGUAUGUUCAUUUACUGAUGACCAAAUCCAAGGUGCUUCAGGAAUCUUGGAACCAAUAUGCAUUUCUACUCAGACAUCUGUUAAAUCAAGAACUUCUGACUUGGGCAGAUGUAAAAGAGGCUGGGUUAAAGCUUCUUCAGCACAACCUUCCAAAGGACUGCCUUGAAUUGUUUGCAGCUUGUAUCUGUGAUAGUUGUAAAGUAUUUAGCGAAGACAAAACAAUGGGAACAAUAGAUUGCCUGGAAUUAUUGAAUAGUUUAGACCAGGAAUGUGCAAACUGUUCUUCUGUAACAAUACAAGCAGUAAAAGAUUGCAUUUCAAUUAUCAGUGAACAGCAGUUGCUACAGGAUACCAAAUGUACGACUGAAAAAAUGGCAGAAAUAGCAGAUAUUGGAGCUACUACAGGUAAUACUCUGCAUGACACUCUGCAUCCAAAAGAUGAAAAACACCAACCCAAAAUUAUGGCAGAUGAGCAGGAACAGAAUAAAAAUCCAAUUAAAGUGGAGUGUGAUUGUGUUCAUACAGAGAAGUAUUGCCAGAAAUGCACUCUUUGUUUCAACAAAGAAAAUCAAACAGAGAUUUCAUCUUGCGAUAAAAAGAUACUCCCAAAAGUGGACAGUAUGCAAGUCAAGAUUGCAGGAAUUUGAUACUGGGUUUUUUUAAGUAAACCCAUGAAAUGUAUAAUUGUUGUUUUGCUCAUAACUUCAGUUGUUAAGGAGAACAUUGAAAAAUGCACUAUUGAAUUGGCAUGCUUUCUGAUUAUUUAUUUCUCAAAGAAUAUUAUUUCUGUCCAUUAUGGACAUAAACAUACACUUAUAUACAGCAAAAAUUUUUCAUUAAGCUGACCAUUUCAUUCUUUGAACAGUAUAUUGUUUUUGAUGAAUUGGAGUUGAAAAGUGGUGCUUAAUGUAAUUUUGAAAAUUAUUUGCAAUAUAUGCUUGUUUUAAUCCCAGCAUUCCAUAUGUUCAAAAUGAAAUGGUGCUAUACUCACCUAUUUAUUUCCAUUUAUUGAAAAAAUUAUUCUAAUACGCUUAACACCAUAUAAUACAACCAUAUUUGCUAUUAAUGUUGAUGGGCUACUUUAUUGUACUAAAUUAUAUCUUACAUAAGACCAGUGCCUGCUAUGAAAGCUAAGAAUAAAAAGAUAAUUUACAAUA